Daphnia carinata is the source of this 651-nucleotide messenger RNA. Its product is annotated as transforming growth factor beta regulator 1-like. NCBI's taxonomy places the organism in Eukaryota, Metazoa, Arthropoda, Branchiopoda, Diplostraca, Daphniidae. The record is from RefSeq and is a predicted model, not a curated record. Bases 178 to 579 code for a protein of 133 amino acids. The transcript has 3 exons.
GUGUUUGAGUCGAUUCAAAAAUUGAAAUAUUUCUUUUCGGUGUGCUUAGCAAGUAUUUUACUUUUACUUCGCCACAUUCUAUCUCCUAGCCCUUUUAGUAAAAUUUUCUCCGUGUAGAAGUCGUUAUUGAAAAGUCGUUAUCGUAUUCAAAGUACCUUGUAAGCUGGUGUUGGGGCAAUGUCCAAUUCAGCUGGUGUUAAAAAACCUUCGAAAGCAAAUUAUAAAUUGAAAUAUAAGCUCCUUAAACGCUGCGUCAAAGAAAUUGUGCUGGAAAAUGCUGCUUUGUGUGACAGAGCCUCAGAAAUUCAACAUCAGAUCCUAGUGGCUCAGGAGGAGAGAAAGUUUCUUUGGAAAAAGUACACAGCAACUCAGGGAAACAACUUCAACAUUGAAGACAUGAUAAUGAACUCUGGAGCACCAAGUCAACCAGUUACUGAACAAAAGAAAACACGAAGAACUCCAACACAGAAAACUAGUAGUUCUUCAAAACCACGUCAAAGUCUUUCUUCAAGGCAAAAACAAAAGAGAAAAUUGGAUGAGACUCUGAGUAAUGAUACAGCUACACUGGCAAAUGGCUGAAUUGCAACCAUAACAUUAAAUUGAAAUUUUCUGUGUCAAACAUUUAAUAAACAUAAAAUGUUAACAAAAGAA